This is a messenger RNA of Bufo gargarizans (Asiatic toad), 2165 nucleotides long. RefSeq names its product inositol-3-phosphate synthase 1 (gene ISYNA1). NCBI's taxonomy places the organism in Eukaryota, Metazoa, Chordata, Amphibia, Anura, Bufonidae. The transcript is spliced from 11 exons. The record is from RefSeq and is a predicted model, not a curated record. Gene Ontology annotation, biological process: inositol biosynthetic process; phospholipid biosynthetic process. The coding region runs from base 235 to 1923 and encodes 562 amino acids. Gene Ontology annotation, molecular function: inositol-3-phosphate synthase activity. Gene Ontology annotation, cellular component: cytoplasm.
GGCUGAGGAAAGCCUGAGUUAAGGGGCGCCUGGUGAUGCCUGGAGGGGUGUCAAGUGGUCAGAGUCAAGAGGACUGUUGAACUGUAUCCCUCCCGAGGUAUUGUGUGCUCACCGUCACGAAGACUGGUGGACUGAGACCCCAAUGGGUUGGAUUGGUCAGAGCUAAGAAGUUGUCUGACAGCAUGGCUGAGUGAAGCCGAAUACGCAACAUGAACACUGACCUAGAGAUUAAAAAUGGCAGAGAAAUUCAAGAUUGAGAGCCCUAACGUGCGAUACUUGAAGGAUCGUAUAGAGGCAGAUUACAACUAUGAUACUACCCAAGUUUAUGAAGAAAAUGGUGUUACUAAGGUCAAGCCAUGUUCCACCAAGUUCACUUUCAGGACAGAAAGAAAGGUACCCAAACUUGGAGUCAUGCUAGUUGGCUGGGGUGGAAACAAUGGAACCACAGUUACCGCAGCAGUGUUGGCCAACAGAAUGGGACUAUCAUGGAUGACCAAGACAGGAAAGAAGGUGGCCAAUUAUUAUGGUUCCUUGUUCCAGUCUUCAACAGUCUGUCUGGGUUGUGGACCUGAGGGAGAUGUAUAUAUUCCUUUUCGGGACCUUCUUCCCACGGUACAUCCUAAUGAUAUUAUCUUUGAUGGUUGGGAUAUUUCAUCUUUAAAUCUGGCCGAUGCUAUGAGGAGAGCAGAGGUUCUAGACUGGCAACUCCAGGAGCAACUGAGACCUUACAUGGAAAAGAUGCAGCCAAGGCCUUCAAUUUACUUACCUGACUUUAUAGCAGCCAAUCAAAGAGAAAGGGCUGACCAUGUUAUCCAUGGCACCAAAGCUGAACAGGUCCAGAAAAUUCGGGAAGAUAUCCAACAUUUCAAGAGAACCAGUGGAGUGGACAAAGUGAUUGUAUUGUGGACUGCAAAUACAGAAAGGUUUUGUGAUGUGAUCCCCGGGGUUAAUGAUACUGCUGAUAACUUGCUGAAAGCCAUUGAGCUUGGACUUGAAGUUUCUCCUUCCACAAUGUUUGCAGUGGCCAGCAUCUUAGAAGGCUGUGCCUAUAUCAAUGGCUCUCCUCAAAACACAUUUGUUCCUGGAGCAAUUGAAUUGGCUGUGAGGCGCUCUGUAUUUAUUGGUGGAGAUGACUUUAAAUCUGGGCAAACCAAGAUUAAGUCCGUUCUUGUGGAUUUUCUUGUCAGUGCUGGAUUGAAGACGGUGUCCAUAGUGAGCUAUAACCACCUGGGUAACAACGAUGGCAGGAACCUUUCUGCGCCUCAGCAAUUCCGCUCAAAGGAGAUCUCCAAAAGCAAUGUGGUGGAUGACAUGGUUCAGUCAAACCCUAUUUUAUAUGGACCAAAUGAGAAGCCUGAUCACUGUGUGGUUAUUAAAUAUGUCCCAUAUGUGGGAGACAGUAAAAGAGCAAUGGAUGAGUAUACAUCUGAAAUCAUGAUGGGGGGAACCAGCACCAUUGUUAUUCACAACACUUGUGAGGACUCACUUCUUGCUAGUCCAAUUAUCCUAGACCUUGUGAUGCUCACUGACCUCUGUCAAAGGAUAACAUUUUGCACUGAAAAAGACCAAGACUUCCAAACAUUUCACAGUAUCCUGUCCAUUCUCAGCUUCCUCUGUAAAGCCCCACUGGUGCCAGAGGGAACACCAGUAAUUAAUGCGCUCUUCAGGCAGAGAAACUGCAUCGAGAACAUCCUCAGGGCAUGUUUAGGUCUACCACCACAGAAUCAUAUGAUGUUGGAGUACAAGAUGCAGAGAAGUUUCAUGAGUCUCAAGAGAUCCAGCACAGUCUUAACACCUUGCCCUAUUGCCAGUAAGAAAGGGACUGGCCAAGUUAACUGCUUAAAUCACCAAUACAUAACAAAUGGCCACUCCAAUGAACUGGAACAAACUGUGAACACAAGUGACACAGAGAUAGAGAAUUAGUUCAGUUCUACAACUUUUCUAUUAGAAUCUACCAAUAUGGACCCUUUAUAAUGGGAAAUUACCAUAGAAUUUUGGGGGAUCACCCUACAACGGUUGCACAGAUCUCUUCCUGCAUCAGAUCUUGUUAGCUGUGUGAGAAGUGAAGUGAUCUAGUUACUAAAACAUUGCACUGCUUUCUGGUUAACAUUCAUAUGUUAUUUUAAUGUUAAUGUUUUGAGGUUAAUAAAUCUAACUUCAGGUGA